AUGGGCGCCGUCUGCACUGUUGCGCCCAAGGAGGACAACACCAACUCGACCAUUGUCAUUGGCACGGUCAUUGUUGUUGUCGUCAUUGCGGUUCUCCUCAUCCUCGGUCUGCUGUGGAAGAUCUCCCGCAGCGGCGCCAAGGCCGGCGACCGGUUCGACGACAAGGACUACCUCUUCGAGGAGGACACGCUCGCCACGUACAAGGAGGAUGACAUGCCGCUCACCCACGUCGCCGUCGACGGUGAGGAGUUUGGCUUCAUCCCCGAGUUUGACGACAUGCCCGGCGACGCCGCCGCUGCCCCAGCCCCGCCCCCGCCACCGGCCGCCGCGCCUAAGCCGGCCGCCCCGCCCCCGGCCACCCUCGACUCGUCGGACUCGUAA
Thecamonas trahens ATCC 50062 is the source of this 381-nucleotide messenger RNA. RefSeq lists its product as uncharacterized. The transcript is spliced from 2 exons. Bases 1 to 381 code for a protein of 126 amino acids. The record is from RefSeq and is a predicted model, not a curated record. Lineage: Eukaryota; Apusomonadida; Apusomonadidae.